CAGUACAGUAUUAGCUAAGUGAAGCCAUGCUGUUGGUACACCCUUCAACAGACGGCUUCUCCUCAUCCAUGGUUGUUUAUUGUGCAGUCAUUCCAAGGGACUUCAUUCGUUUACUGACAUCUUUCAGAAUCUUUAUCGGAUGGUAUUCAUGUUAUCGAACUUGAUUCCCAUCUGACGUGCAGUGUCAUUAGUAUCAUUAAGAAUUGGGUCUUUGUAGCCGAGCUAGGCAGGUCACUCAUAUGCAUACAAUGAACUGGGGCCCUGUGCUCUAGACUCCGAGGCUCAGAGAGAGCGUGUGCCAGACACUCCCCAGCAGAAGAGCUGUUGGUCCCCAGUCUUAGGCUUGCACUGAGAGCAGAGAGCUACAGUAUCGUGCCUUAGUCCACUGUCCACUUCCUGCAUAGGCGGCACAGGUAUUUUCUUAAAACUGCAUCAUUGGUUCAGGGCUUGUAAACUAAAACUCCAUCAUGGGUGACUGGAGUGCUUUGGGGAGGCUACUGGACAAGGUUCAGGCUUACUCCACGGCUGGAGGGAAGGUGUGGCUCUCUGUCCUCUUCAUCUUCAGGAUCCUGGUGCUGGGAACCGCUGUGGAGUCUGCCUGGGGGGACGAGCAGUCCGCCUUCAAGUGCAACACCCAGCAACCUGGUUGUGAGAAUGUGUGUUACGACAAAUCCUUUCCUAUAUCACAUGUACGGUUCUGGGUGCUACAGAUUAUCUUUGUCUCGACGCCGACUCUUCUCUACCUUGCCCAUGUGUUCUACCUGUUGCGAAUAGAGCAGAAGAUUAACCGCAAAGAGGAAGGGCUGAAAACCAUCCAGAACGACGGAGGCGACGUGGACGUACCUCUGAAGAAGAUUGAGUUAAAAAAGCUCAAGCAUGGGCUGGAGGAGCAUGGGAAGGUUAAGAUGAAGGGAGCCCUCUUGAGAACCUACAUCGUCAGCAUUUUCUUUAAGUCCAUCUUUGAGGUGGGCUUCCUGGUCAUACAGUGGUACAUUUACGGCUUCAGCUUGGCCGCUGUCUACACCUGUGAGAGGUCCCCCUGCCCCCACAGAGUAGACUGUUUCCUCUCCAGACCCACUGAGAAAACCGUCUUCAUCAUCUUCAUGCUGGUGGUCUCUCUGGUCUCCCUGGUUCUGAAUGUCAUUGAGCUCUUCUACGUGACGUUCAAGAGGAUCAAAGACCGCGUGAAGGGGAAACAACCGCCCGUCCACUACCCUGGCACUGGGACAUUAAGCCCCACUCCCAAGGAUCUGUCCACCACUAAGUAUGCCUACUAUAAUGGCUGUUCCUCUCCCACUGCCCCCUUGUCACCCAUGUCACCCCCGGGGUACAAGCUGGCCACUGGGGAGAGAACCAACUCUGUUCGCAACUACAACAAGCAAGCCAACGAGCAAAACUGGGCCAACUACAGCACAGAGCAGAACCGCCUGGGCCAUAAUGGCAGCACCAUCUCCAACUCCCAUGCACAAGCCUUUGACUUCCCUGACGACACCCAGGAGAGUAAGAAACUGACCCCAGGGCACGAGCUGCAGCCGUUGGCCCUGAUGGACCCCAGGCCCUGCAGUCGAGCCAGCAGUCGCAUGAGCAGUCGGCCAAGGCCAGACGAUCUAGAUGUCUAGCCCCUCCCCAGCCCCCCCUGUCGGUGGCCUUGGUGCCAGAGAACAGAGAGUACAAGGGGGGCGGGGCGGGGCAGGGCAGGGCAUAGCCCAUUCACUGUCCUAACUAGAGAGUCAAUAAAGAGACAUUAAAAUACUUACACUGUUGGAGGUACUAUACAUUUAUUGAUGACUUUGAAACUAGUGGAGCUAACAAGCUGUAACAACAAAAACAUCUAGCGGGCAUGUGACCCUAUUCCGAUAACUGUGCCCACGUUUCACUUUAGAAGAAUAUGCCUUGGCGAUGUAUUAGUUAUCACGUUUUUACCUGUAGGUUUCAUUAUAUGGCCUCACACAGUUACAUUCCAUUUAGAAAGAUUGCACUUCAAUAUAAUAGCAAUGUGUCUUUUUCCAUGCUUUGCAAGUAGUUUGAAAACAUUUGGCUUGUAUGUCUCCGUCACACUCAUCUUCUGUAUGACUUCCAAGUCGGUCUUGUGAAACAGGAUUGUAAGAAGGAUGCUCAGUUUCAUGAAUUAAUAUUUAUUUAUUAGUAACAGUACAUCCACCACUAGAUAAAAUGUACUACUAUCCAAGGUCAUAUCCAUAUAAAUGAUAUAAAGUCACUACACCCACCUGCAUAUUUAUUGAUAAUAAUAAAAAAUGAUUAAUAGAAAACAAUUUUCUCAACAAAUAAGAGGUUGCUUUUAUUAUCGUGGACUGUCAUUUCCUGAUAAACUUUGAAUUUAUGUGGUGUCGGUUGUUUUAUUUGAUACUUGUUGUUUUGGGUUUUGUGGGUAAGUGGUUGCUUUUAGACUGUGGACUCAAGUUGUUGUAAGAGAAAUACAGAGCAACAGUUUCUUAUUGCUACAUUUGGGUCUCGAAGCAUCUUUGAAAGAAAGCCUUUAUUUUUGUUCUCAUUUUAAAGUGUACAUCUGCUUUUUCUUUUCUUUCCUGUAGGAUGGUAGAGGAGGGCAGUAGAAUGAUUAUUUGUCUUUUACCUUUAAAAAAAAACUCAAUGUAAUCAUUGCUGCUUGAGAGAUAGAUUUUUAGUACUGUAAUUCAAGCUAACUGUUUCACCAAAUGUGAGUUUUUAGAAGACUGCUUAUAGAGCUAGACUAAUAUUUAGUCAAAUAUAUUAAAAGGUAUAUGCCAAUGUAGCUCCACAACUACCAAACACUUGUAGAUGGGAUUUCAAUUGGACAUUUUCAUGUUUUCUGUGUUUUUUUCUUCUCUCCCAAUUCUGCAUCAUGGUAUUUCGGUACGUCAACAGAGAGUUUCAUGGGUUAUUCAGCUACGAUGAAGUUUGCACUGAGAUCUUGACUACGGUGUAAUAUGAGGCAAAAAAAGGGGCAAGUGUUUUCUGAUAUGUAAGUUACUAAUUCAUGUUACUACACCAGGCAGAAAUCACUACAGUACAUACAUUCAGACAGGGCUUGUUUUUUGUGACCGCUGGUUUCAAUGAUCUCAAAAGGCUAAAGCAAAGGGCCUCCAUUCAGAAUACAAGACACACUUUGGUGUACAUUUGUUUAAUAAUGGGGUCAGAUAAUGUCAUUCCAUGGAAAUCCACUGUUGUACAGUGUGUAAGUGCAUGAGAGCAAGAAACAAAAAACUAAUUAUAUCUGUGAAAGGCAAUUUUAACCAAUAAAGAUUUUUUCUUUCUUUACAA
Molecule: messenger RNA, 3261 nt
Organism: Oncorhynchus masou masou (cherry salmon)
Lineage: Eukaryota; Metazoa; Chordata; Actinopteri; Salmoniformes; Salmonidae
Product: gap junction alpha-1 protein-like
Exons: 3
Coding region: 468-1619 (383 amino acids)
Biological process (GO): heart development; cell communication by electrical coupling; cell-cell signaling
Cellular component (GO): connexin complex
Molecular function (GO): gap junction channel activity
Source: RefSeq, a predicted model, not a curated record